AUGAAUACUAACUGUCUCCUAAACAGGGCUGUGGAUGUUGCCUACGGUUACACUGGGUGUACCAGCCUUCCUCUUGGGUUAUUCGACCGCGCAUGCGCACCGUAUGGUGGGCUGAAAAAGAAAAAGGAUGGCAGCUUUACCACUCCAAUCUGCGGGAACAAUGCCGGUGGCGAAGGGUUCUGCAAUGGCGAUAUGAGCGCUCAGAAUGCAGACACCUACUCCCAUGUUGCGGCCGGGGUGUUCUUCUCAAAGGAGUGCAACCGAGAAAUCCCACAUCCUACCAAUAAUGCAGGGAGCAGCGGUGGUCAACCAGGUAACACGGCGGGUGUUCCUGGUAAAGGCGGUACAAUCGGUGUUCCUCCAAAGCCCGCGACUAGAAGACAUCCCCGCCAAAGACCACGUCUGAACGCCGACACAUAUCAGCAUAACACACCUGCAGACUCUGGGCUGAAUCAACCUCGUCAUCCACUCCGGUCCAGGGAUGAAUCAUGCCCCUUUGUCACCGACGCCAUCGUCUGGGACGGCAGUCCAGAGGAAAUCGACGCUACCGGCGUCAUUGGCUUCGCUCACUUUGGCGACUCCUACGCCUCAGGCAUGGGCACCGGAACAACCUCGACCGACAAGUGCCGGGUCGGAUCCAACAACUACGGUGAUCUCCUCAACAAGUUCUUUGACAACAAGGAAAUAGUGUACGACCGCCGCUCCUGCUCCGGAGACACAACCGAAGGCCUGUACAAGAAGAUCGAAGAGUGGGAUCAAAAGAAAGCCGACGAAACCAACGUCAUCACGCUCACCAUCGGUGGCAACGACUUGGGUUUCUCUGACCUCGUCUGGUACUGCGUCAUCACGCCCAACACAGCUCACUGGGGGAGUACAAACCGCAAAAACUGCGAGGAAGCGGAAAAGAAGGCCCGCGCACACAUGGAUGACAGUUCACCCAACGGCCUGCGCGCCCGGCUGAAGGAUGCCUACCUGCGCGCUCUCGGGCGGACCAAGCGCAAGGACACACAGCUCUACGUGGCAGGCUACCCGACCUUUUUCAACGAGGAGACAGACGACUGCGACGGCGCGAGCUUCCACUACUGGUUUGGUGAAAACAGACCUCCCUCCGACUGGCCCGCCAAUCGAAUCGUCUACCUGACCAAGAGUUUGAGAAAGGAGCUCGACGAUCUCGUCAGGCAGCUUAACGAGGUCAUCCAGUUCGCCGUGAACGACGCCAACACGGAAGGUGGCCAAGUCCAUUAUGUCGACGUCGACCAACGCUGGAUAGAGGGGGGACAUCGCUGGUGCGAGCCGGGCGUCAAGGAUCCUGAUUCUAACCGCGCCGAUACUUGGUUCUUUUUGAGUGGCUGGAAGGAUAUCGAGCCCAACAACGCCGCCGGGGUUGAUGGUGGAGAGGUGGAAAAGGAUGAAACGCAGAUGCUCAUUGAAAGUGGCGAGAUCAAGCUGCCCAGUGAGGAGACGUGCAACUCUACCGCUAGUGAGGGUCGCGAUCCGUACGAGUCAUACCUGUGCUACGUGGCGGAGUUGGUAAGGGAGGAGCCGGAGGGAGAGGAGGCCAAAAGAGUGAACGGCGCAAACGAUUUCAUUUCUGGCAAGGAUGGAGCCAACAUCCAGGAUGUGUCUUGGUACGCGCCUACCAGGCAGAUCAAGACUUUCCACCCCAGGACCGUGGGCAUGUUUGCGUACCGCGAUGCUAUUCUGGAGAAAUUGGAAAUCAAUGGACAGCUGUAG
Messenger RNA from Podospora anserina S mat+, 1734 nucleotides. RefSeq lists its product as uncharacterized. NCBI's taxonomy places the organism in Eukaryota, Fungi, Ascomycota, Sordariomycetes, Sordariales, Podosporaceae. The record is from RefSeq and is a predicted model, not a curated record. Gene Ontology annotation, biological process: triglyceride catabolic process. Gene Ontology annotation, molecular function: triacylglycerol lipase activity. The coding region runs from base 1 to 1734 and encodes 577 amino acids. The transcript has a single exon.